This is a messenger RNA of Paecilomyces variotii, 2388 nucleotides long. RefSeq lists its product as hypothetical. The record is from RefSeq and is a predicted model, not a curated record. NCBI's taxonomy places the organism in Eukaryota, Fungi, Ascomycota, Eurotiomycetes, Eurotiales, Thermoascaceae. The transcript is spliced from 2 exons. The coding region runs from base 1 to 2388 and encodes 795 amino acids.
AUGAGUGUCAUCGCUAGCAGACCGGAAGGGGUUGCUAUGCCCUAUAAUACUGUCCCUCACGAGAGCCAUAUUGUUCAUACCUACAAGGAUUCCGCCUAUACAGUUGCCAUACAUUCCGUUCCUUCGCGAACAACUUCAGUCUCUUCAUACUCCAGCAAUUUCAGCACUUCUACUGUCCCAACUGUUUACUCUCCGACUUCCCCCACGUCUCCCACAUCGCCCACAUCUCCGGGCUUUUCCUACCGUACUUUCAAAUCUGGUACGCCCCCUCCAAAGCCGACGGAGCCGGUCUUCAGACGCCUACCACAGGAGGUUUACGACUGCAUUCUGAACCAGCUUGAAUUCGAGCAUAACGGCCCGCAGAAAUCGGGUUGUUUAACAUGUUUCCAGCGGGAUCUGCACGCUCUUGCCUUAACCAGCAGGACAUGGGAGAAAGCCGUCCGAAGUAAACUAUACAACCGCAUCCACAUCAUAGGAAAUGAUUCCCCCACGCAAUUGAAGAAGUACAGAAUGAAGAGAGGGAGUCGACUAAAGUUGUUGAGACGGACACUACGAGAGAGGAAAUUGCUGGCCAAUCUAGUUCUCGAGCUUCGUGUCCCCGAAAUAGAUCUGCUGUUGGUGAACGGUAGGCAGGCUGCUCAGUUACAGGAAUAUCGCGACUUGGUGGCCUCCGUUGUUAUGGUGUGUCCGAACCUCGAGAGACUGGUUGGCCUCACAGUACCCUACUACUAUGAAUUCGACCGUCUCACAUACGCAUUGUCCACGCGGAAGAAGCUGAAGGAGCACACCUGGAUAUUGGGUGACACUAUCGAAACGCCCGAUCGAGCCCGGAGUCAGUCGCCACAGAAGUCGCUGGAACCGCAGCAAGUGUUCGAGUUCCUCAAUAACCAUGUGUCAUGGUCCAACCUAGAGACACUUAUGCUGCAUUCCCUGAAUAUGAACAGCCCGGUAGGACAUGGAGUCUUCUUGCGAAUGUUCAAUCUUCUCCCGUCACUCCGUCACCUUUGCGUUUCCUGCUUCGGUGCGGAUACAUUUACGGAUCGGACGUUACUGUUCCUACCGCCCUUGGAAUCACUUCGUCUCGAAAACCUUCGUGGGGUAACAGAUACUGGGCUAGCACAAUAUGCCUCCCGGAAAGAAGCUCAGGGGCUCAAGUCCUUAACACUCAUCGAAUUGAACAUCGAAUCAUUACUCGCGAUCUCGAAGAUUCUGGCUUCUCUAAGGCAAUUGGAACGGUUUAGUGUGCAGACGAGUAGCUGUCCCACAUUGCAGUCCGAGGGCAUGGUUUUUCAACCCUUGUUGGCAUCAGCAAGCCUGAAGCAUCUGCAUUGGGAUGUGGCCAGCCCCGACCCAAUCAAUGCUCUCAGCAAUUUUGACUCGGUUCCUUUUGCGAAACCACCGAAGCACAGCGAGACGCCGAAUUCUCAUCUCGCUCAAAGUAUCGUGCAUUCAGGGUUCCCCCGUCUGGAAACCCUACGCGCCCCUUCCGAUAUUCAACCGGCGGGUAUCCUCCAAGGGGUCUGCCAACCUAUCAAGCGCGGACAGGCUCUCAUUCCUGCUGAUAGAUACAGCCUUCCACGGAGUUCCCAUGGAUCCGUUAACGCGAAGCCACUCGCUCUUCCCGGCGGAAACAAUCUAACAUCCGCUCGUAUCCGCGCCCAAACAUUCAUCGAUAUGGCCGCGAAGGACACUGAGACUGGAAUGAAAGUCAUCGUUACAGACUACUCCGAUUCUUACGUCCCCGACAAUGCGCUUGAAGAGGAUGAUGAUGAGUCUGAAUUUGAAAUUGAUGUAUUCGGUGAGCGAGUGGAAUCUACGGGCCAGCGACACAAUGUCGACCGUGCCGACGAUACCGACGGACCAAUCACAGUUCACGAGUUCAGAAUGCCGGCAUAUAUGGGCAGAAUAGGUGGACCGAACAGCUUCAGAGAUGCAACCAUUCCACGAUUCAUCCUUCGCCCCGAUAUUCCCGGAGCCGACGUCGACGGUGGACUGGUCGGAUGGAGACACUUGCUAGCCACGAACCAGUCGCUAACUUACUCUGCUGGUAUGGGUAUGAACGUGGACGCCUGGGGUAACCGCAGUGGUAGCAUCGUCAGCAGUGUAGCAGAAGAGCCGCUAUCGCCAGCGUCAACAACCACUUCCAGAUUCGGUGGAUGGGGCUCGAUUGGUGGUCGUUCGCAAAUGGCAACGAGUCCGAAUACUCCCAUCACGCCAAUUACGCCCAUGACACCUAGCUUCCCAUCGUCGAAUGCGCCUCCGUGGGCGCGAGAUAGCUGCACCGGUCACUGGAACCAUUCGCACACUAAGGGCAAAGAUUGGUGGUUCCACAUCGAGCGCGACCGGCCGGGUGCCAUUGAGCCCAUCGGGCCAAAGCAAUUCUUCUGA